GAUUUUGGGCAUGUUUGAGCGCUGGGGCCGCCUUGAAAGUUGAGGCGCCCGAUUGAUUCCUGCGAGAUUCCGGGCAUCCGAUGGCAAGUAAGAGGCUUGCCGUGACCAAAGCUGAGUUGGAAGAUGUGAAUGUCGCUUUGAAGAAGGAGAGCUCUUAUCUUGGCAUCUGCGGCAGCGAUCUCAGCAGAUAUGCUGCUCAGUUGGAAGAGAAGGAGCGGCUGCUGAUGCAGAUCGUUGAACUCCAAGUGCACUUGAAAGCUGCAGCUCCACCUCCGGGACCUCCUGCCAACUUUGAUCGUUGCAGUCUGCCCAAAGUGGUGCAACACAUGUUGGACUACGAGGCGGUUCCCACUGAGUGCAUCAAAGCUUUGCGCGCCUUGGCAUCUUUGGCCUACAAAGAUGUCAACGAGGUGGCGUCCCACAGGACUGGCAUGGCUCAGCUGCUGCGAUUGGUGCAACUACACCCAGAUGAAGAUCAGUUGCAGCUUGCGGCCAUGAAAUGUCUUUGUCAUUUGGCCUUUGAAAACGACAUCGCGCGCCGCGAAUUGUCGGAUCGCAAUGUGUUGGACGCGCUGAUGGCGGCGCGGCAGUCCUCGGCGCUGGACGUCCGGAAGGUCGCGGACGAAGCCACGGCACGGAUCAUCGCCGCCGAAGCGCAGUCGACGACCGCUGGUCGGGCCGGUGCCAAAGCACUUUUGCACAUCUUCCGUGCAGAAGCACAAGCACGAGGAAAGCAAAUCCCCACGAGUUUACGAGAAAUUCUCAAGUUGUUGAGUGAAGAGUUAGUUGAUGUCGGCUUUUUGGCCGAGUGUUUCAUUGAAGCUGCUCCUUCUGGCACUGAAGAAGGAGUUGGUUGGUUGUCUUUAUUAGUAGAUCUCAUUGGUCAAAACCCGGCCUUGGUGUGCCCUGGUGCGGCUGCAGCCACCACUUCAUUGAUGGAUGCCUUCCCAAGAAGUUUGCCCAUCCAAAGUCAAGGAGUUGCAGCUUUGACUGCCUUGGCAGCUUCGCGAGGUGGACCCAAAGUGGUGGCUGACGCGAAGGGUGUGAAGAGCGUGGAGUCUGCCCAUGGCAGCAUCGGCCUUGAGGAUGCAGAGCUACAGACGAGCUGCAUCAACUUCCUGGUUGCAUGGCUGUGGUUCAGCUUGCGUGGUGCAGUGGUGUCGGCGCUUGAUUGGCCCUUGGACAUUCAAGACUUGUGUGAUGUCGACUAUCCGCGGGUGGUAUCCGUUAUCAAGGAAGCCAUGCAAAGACAUUUGGAUGUCGUCAGCUUGCAGGUGGCCGCGCUCUGUGGCCUUGCCAAGAUCGUGGAAGUUCUCUCGGUGGCCGCCGAAAUGAAAGCGGCGGGAACCGAAGGCCUGAUCAAAACGGUUUUAGCCCACCACAGGGAGCAGAAACAGGUGUGGACGUGGGGCCGCAUUCUGCUGGACAAUAUGGGCUUAGAUCGCAAUUGGACAUUGCGUGACAAAUGAUAGCUGACAAACAAAA
Cladocopium goreaui is the source of this 1485-nucleotide messenger RNA. The record is from the annotation of a GenBank genome assembly. NCBI's taxonomy places the organism in Eukaryota, Dinophyceae, Suessiales, Symbiodiniaceae.